Messenger RNA from Diaporthe amygdali, 1455 nucleotides. Its product is annotated as origin recognition complex subunit orc5. Gene Ontology annotation, biological process: DNA replication initiation; DNA replication. The record is from RefSeq and is a predicted model, not a curated record. Bases 1 to 1455 code for a protein of 484 amino acids. Gene Ontology annotation, molecular function: DNA replication origin binding. The transcript has 3 exons. Gene Ontology annotation, cellular component: nucleus; nuclear origin of replication recognition complex. Lineage: Eukaryota; Fungi; Ascomycota; Sordariomycetes; Diaporthales; Diaporthaceae.
AUGGCUCAGCUACCAGACGAACUCAUCCUGUCAAUCCUCGACCAGAGGUUCCCCUGCCGACAGCAGCAAAUACGUACACUUGCGACCUUGAUAUCCCCGGAGGUAGCACCAUGUCGGAACUGUAUUGUCUAUGGCACCGAAGCCAAUGGCAAAAGUGCAAUUGUCGCGGCUCUGCUUCAACAGCUAGCUGAGGUUGAGUCCACCAGCCGUCCAGACCUGCCCGCAUGUCAAUACGCUAUCGUCAACUCGGUCGAGUGUGUGACUGGGAGACACCUCUUUGAGACCACAGUCAGGAAAGUCGCAGGCGCUCUCGGCUUCUCGGACCUCGCCACACGAUGCGAGAGCCUCGCCCAGCUGACCUUUGAGCUAUCAAAGAUGCUCAAGCACACCCCCCAGCCUGAGAGCCGUCACUUUGUGCUCGUCUUCGACGCCAUCGAUCGCCAGAGGGAAGCUCCACCGACUCUUCUCCCUGCUUUGGCAAGGCUCUCUGAAAUUAUUCCAAGCCUGACCACGGUCUUCAUCAUGACCAACCCGCCAUCAGGCUGUCUCCGUAUUUCUCACGUAGCCCAUGUCCACUUUCCAAACUACACCAAGUCAGACUUCGUCAAGAUUCUUUCCGCCACGCCGCCUAAACCCCUACCCAACACCACUGCAGCCGAGACAGCCGAACUCUGGACGCGCUUCUGCGGCGCUGUCCAUGAUGCCCUGACAAAGUCCGCAGUCCGCACCUUACCAGCUUUCCAAGGCGCCUGCAACUCACUCUGGCCGCGCUUCACAGUGCCUCUCCGCGAGGGCAAUCUUGGGCCAAAGGACUUCACCAAACUGCUCAUCGCCGCGCGCGUGCACUUCCAGGAUGAGAGCUUGCUGGAUCCGGGCAUCAUAUUGCGCCCAGGAUAUCAACAAGGCGGUGCCACUCGCCUACCAUCAGGCGAGACAGAUGCAAAGGCGCUCGUCCACAGGCCCGCGCCGGCGGCGACGACAAGCCUCGCCGCACUCCUCCCCACCACGGCCCGCGUCCUCCUCAUCGCAGCAUACCUCGCCUCGCACAACACCACGCGGCACGACCUGACACUGUUCUCGACCUACCACCACGGGAAGCGCAGGCGCCGCGGCGGCGCCUCGUCCGUCGUCGCGGGCCAGAGGAGCAAGCACCGCAAGAUCGCCCGCAAGCUGCUAGGCGCCCACGCCUUCGUGCUGGAGCGCAUGAUGGCCAUCUUCACCACCGUGCGCCACGAGUGGGGAGUCGGCGGCAGCGAGAGCCCGGAUGCGGACGCCGACGCUGACGUCGGCAUGGCGCUAGCGACGCUGUCGUCCUUGCGCCUGCUGAUGCGUGUCGGCGCCGGUGGGGACCCCCUGGAUCGGGGCGGCAAGUGGAGGGUCAACGUUGGGUGGGAGGUCAUCAGGAGCCUAGGGCGGAGCAUGCAUGUGGAAGUUGAGGAGUGGCUCAUUGAGUAG